GUUUUUGGGAAGACGGGCUAGAGAAUUCUCAAAUCAGGAAAAUUUUCAACCUGAAUGAUGUCAGACGAUCCAGAAAUGGUAGAGGCUGUGGUAUGUAACAUGAAAGACUUGCCAGAAAAACAGGAAUUUAUGAAAGAGGUUGACGUGGGUUCUUCAGGCAAAUGUCUUCUAAUAUUGAACAAAAAUGGAGAUUUGACAGCGCUCGGUCAUAAAUGCACACAUUAUGGCGCGCCGCUUGCCAGGGGAGCGUUAAACAAUGGUAGGAUUCGGUGCCCGUGGCACGGAGCAUGUUUUAGUGCAACGACUGGAGACAUCGAAGAUUACCCGGGACUCGAUUCUCUGCCCAAAUAUCAGGUCAUAGUGGACGACGAGAGUGGGGAUGUUAAAGUUAGGGCCAAACUUGAACACUUGAAGGUAGGAAAAAGAAAUGCAUGCAUGGAUACGGAAAUUCGCUCGGAUGGACAGCAACAUACCGAACAGAGAAUAGUUAUUAUUGGAGGCGGCCCAGCGUCUAUUGUCUGUGUGGAAACGUUACGCAAAGAAGGUUUCACUGGCAGCAUAAUCAUUGUAUGUAAAGAACCACAUCCUCCAUAUGACCGCGCAAAACUGAGCAAGGCCCCCGAUGCAAUACCACAAGAUGUUUAUCUCAGGGGCGAUUUGAAAUAUUACGACGACAUAAAAGUGGAUCUUCGAUUAAACACGGAAGCUCUUUCGGUAGACGCCGAACAAAAAAAAGUUGUUACCCGCGCUUGUGACGAGAAUGAAGACCGAUCAAUUAGUUUCGAUCGUCUGUUUAUUGCUACAGGCGGAACACCACGGACGCUGCACCCCAUGACUGGUUUCGAUUGUAACAAUAUAUUCGUUUUACGCACCGUGGACGACGCUAAUAAAUUAGCAUCACAAUGCAAGGAUAAAAGAGUGGCACUUGUUGGCUCCUCUUUCAUUGCUAUGGAGAUAGCAGCGUUUCUGGCAAAGAAGAAAGAAAGCACAUCUCUCUCCGUGAUCUGCGGUCGAAGAUCAAAUGUUCCCUUUCAAUCAUCGUUGGGACCGGACAUAGGUGGUCGCAUAAUGAAAAUGCACGAGGAAAAGGGAAUCAAAUUCUAUACAUCUGUCGGAGUUGCAGAGUUGAAGUGCAAUGACGAAAAGAACGUCACUCAUAUCCGGCUUUCCGACGACACGGUUCUCGAAGUAGACCUGGUGAUUUUGGGAAUCGGAGUCACACCUUCGACCAACUUCUUGCAAUCAAGCAAAAUUGAGUUGGACGAUAAAGGUUUCAUCCCGGUCGAUGGAAAUAUGAAAACAAACGUAGACAGCGUGUAUGCUGGAGGUGAUGUUGUGACGUUUCCGCUUGGAAUGAAAGGAGGCGAGCGUUGUAACGUACAGCAUUGGCAAAUGGCCCACAAACAUGGAAGAAUAGCAGCGUACAGUAUCAUUAAAUCGUGUGAGGACUCUCAAGUCGGCGAUAGUCACGAAAAGGAUCAACAUGUUCAGUCAAUUCCCUUCUUCUGGACAGUCCAGUUUGGAAUCAGUAUAAGGUACGCGGGACACGGAGGAGGCUUCGAUAAUAUCAUAAUCAAGGGCGUAGGAAAAAAUGGAAAAAUCGUUAAAGCUGCCGAGGCCCUAUCAUCUAAAAAAUUUGUCGGGUUUUAUGUGAAGAAGGACCAUGUGAUAGCGGUGGCAACAAUGAUGGCUGAUCCAAUAGCUGCAAGGUUUGCAGAGCAUUUAAAAGACAAAGGCCCUCUGAAGGUAGAUCAGAUCGACAGUUUCUUGAAGGGUGACACUGGCGAUGAAGGGAAGGGACACGCCGAUAAAUGCUCAAUAAACUGAUGCGAAUUACACACGAAGUAAAUAUGAAAAACUUCAAGCGUAUUUGAGGAGCGAUUAAAACGUAUAGAAACUUGUCAGUACAACGAAAUGACAGUGCGAAGUGCAAGUUAUUAGUUGUAUUUUUAAACUGGCCUAAAUUGAAGUUACAGUAAUGCGUUUCAUUUUUUUCGCUCAUUCGCAUUGUGCAAUCGAAGAAUUCCUGUACAUAUCAUUCAUAUCAGAUAAUGAUUGACAUGUUUGUUUCCAUUUAUAUUAUUAAUAAACAAGAAUUGGAAAUAAGA
Molecule: messenger RNA, 2108 nt
Organism: Styela clava
Lineage: Eukaryota; Metazoa; Chordata; Ascidiacea; Stolidobranchia; Styelidae
Product: apoptosis-inducing factor 3-like
Cellular component (GO): cytoplasm
Molecular function (GO): oxidoreductase activity, acting on NAD(P)H; 2 iron, 2 sulfur cluster binding
Source: RefSeq, a predicted model, not a curated record